Messenger RNA from Oldenlandia corymbosa var. corymbosa, 3006 nucleotides. The record is from the annotation of a GenBank genome assembly. NCBI's taxonomy places the organism in Eukaryota, Viridiplantae, Streptophyta, Magnoliopsida, Gentianales, Rubiaceae.
UAGCCAUUAAAUAAACAAAUUAAUUAGAAAGAUUAGGCACAAAAUUAAAAAUGCUUACAAAGUACUAGUACAAUUUAGAUCUUCCUUGAGAAGAUGGCGGCAAAAGCGAGCGUAAGAGAGAGGGGGAAGUAAGUGACGACGACGACGCAUUUUUGUCCGCGUAGGCGCCAGCUGUAUGGCCACGGAUUCUCUCUCUGUGUUACACAUUGGACCAACCCCCGGUCCCACACCCUCCACUUAUUACACACAGUCACACAGUCACACACACACACACAGCUAUCCUACUCCGCAUCACACCGGACCACACCCCACCUUUCCUCUCGUCAGACAGACAAGAGAAGAAAGCAAAAAAGAAACAUCUUUUCUUUCUCUUCUUCAAAUCCUUGUUCAGCACAUUUGCAAUUUCACACUCCACGCCUCACUGCCAAGUGCCCCUCCUUCUUUCUCUCUCUCAUUUCUUGAAUAAAUUAGGAAAAAUCCCCCAAAUUCUUCUAUUAUUCAAAUGAAUAAAUCAGAGCAAAUUUGUUUCGGUGUUACUGUUAUUCUUUGCAAUAACCCUGGAAAAUGUGAGACAGGGGAAUGAAUGAAUGAAUGAAUAGAAAUACCCAAAGAAUAUAAAAUAUAUUCAUUCCUUCUCGGAAUUGUGUUGUUUGUAAACCCACAUCGACCCGGCCCACUAAUUUUUCUUUUUUAUACUUGUUUGUUUUGUACAGUUUCUUUGAAAUUUUUAGAAAAGAAAUUUUGGUGGGUUUUUGUUGGGAUUCUUGGAAGUGAAAUGGCGAAGAGUGAGGUGUUUAAUGAUCCCGUGGCGGCAAAAGUAAUGGAGCUGAAGAAGGAGUUACAGAAGCUUGUGAAGGCAAUUGCGGUGGAUGAUUCUGAUGAUUUUAGUGUGGAAGCGCUAGAUAAGGCCCACCGGGUGCUUUGUCUUCUCAGAGAUUCAAAGAUUAAGCGAUCCCUCUCUCUUAAACUCAACGAGUCGCCGGCCACCGUGCCGGAGGAGUUUCGAUGCCCACUUUCUAAACAACUUAUGAGAGAUCCUGUUAUUAUCGCAAGUGGCCAGACCUAUGAUCGGCCCUUCAUUCAGAAAUGGUUGAAAGCUGGAAAUAGGACUUGUCCAAGAACGCAACAAGUACUUUCGCAUACUCUUCUCACGCCUAAUCACCUGAUCAGGGAGAUGAUAUCUCAGUGGUGCAAGAAUAAUGGGAUAGAAAUGCCAGACCCUAUCCAGGUUUCCGAGGAUGAUGCUAUAACUGAAGCUGAUAGGGAACGGUUCAUUAGUUUACUUUCCAAGAUGUCUUCUUCAAUAUCUGAUCAAAAGGACUCUGCUCGUGAGCUUCGAAUGCUUACGAAAAGGAUGCCUUCCUUUAGGGCUCUAUUUGGUGAAACAACUGAAGCAAUACCUAAGUUGAUCUCUCCUCUGUCUCCGGACAAGUUCAAAGAAGGAACAAAUGCUGAGCUCCAAGAGGACAUUGUCACAGCCCUCUUGAAUCUUUCCAUUCAUGACAACAAUAAGAAGUUAGUCGCAGAAACGCCAACUGUUAUUCCCAUUCUGAUGGGUGCAUUGAAAUCAGGAACUAUACAAACAAGGAGCAAUGCAGCUGCUGCCCUUUUCACUCUAUCAGCUCUCGAUUCCAAUAAAUCACUCUUAGGGAAAUGGGGUGCUCUAAAACCGCUUAUUGACCUUUUAGACCAGGGGCAUGAGUUAGCAAUGAAAGAUGCUGCAUCUGCAAUUUUCAAUUUGUGCAUCACUCAGGAGAAUAAGGUAAUAGCUGUCAGAGAUGGCAUUGUGAAAGUGAUCCUGAAAAAGAUCACAGACAGAAUGCUUGUGGAUGAAUUAGUUACCAUUCUUGCAAUGUUUUCAAACCAUCCAAAGGCUGUGGAGGAAAUGAUAGAGUUUGAAGCAGUUCCAUGUUUAUUCAGUAUAAUCAGGGAUACAUCUUCGGAGCGGACCAAGGAGAACUGCAUUGUCAUUCUUCAUACCAUUUGUGUCAGUGACCGGACACAACGCAAGGAGAUGAGAGAAGAGGAGUUGACUUACGGCACAAUUUCUCAUCUUGGUCAGCAUGGCACUGCAAGAGCCAAAAGGAAGGCCAAUGCCAUUCUGGACAGAUUGAAUAAGGCCAUCAAUUUCACGCACACAGCAUGAUCAUCAUCAUCAGGCAUUCCAAGUCCCAGCAGAAAUUUUGUAAAUUCUACAUCUUUUUUACCUGCUAAACUUGUCAAAAGUUCAUAUUGUGUAUAUUCUGUGACGUCUCCAAGGUUUUGAUCUCAGCCUUUUUAAGGGUUGCCCUUAUUAGUAUAGUCAUUGUGAAUAUUCAGGAACAGAGAGCUUUUCCUUUUAAAGAUUCCCUCUUUUACCAUUUCUCAAAUAAUCAAUGCACAUGUCUUUGUUUAGUACAGUGUACACUUCUUCCUUUGGAACUAUUAAAGAAAGGUCCCAUCUUUUGCUUGCGAGCUGGCAAAAUGUCUUUCUGAACCCCUUAUUGUACAAGUUUUUGACUUUGUUGAUUGCCUAAUUAUGCACAUGGUGAUAUUCUACGCCCUGUUUGGUUGAUUCGGACCACCAAAUGGUGAGUUUUUUGGCUUUGUGUGCUGCCAGAAAACUAUGUAUAUUCGGUUCCCCACGGGGCGAGGAAGUGAAAAAAAUUUAUCUAGUAGAGUGUACUGCAGAGAGAGAGAAUAUAUUCCAACUUAUUCGCUGCUGGUGGCGACGUUCUCGGACACUUGUUCUUGUAGUUCUCAUGCUAGCUGGUAAGAUUUUGUUUUUUCUUAAAAAAAUUAUAUUGUCGUAUUAUUUUUUCUAUCUUGUACAUUCACUUUAAUGUAUUAUCUUGUACUACUAUAAAAUAAUACAAGGAAAACUCACUAGGAAUGAUAACAUUUAUCUUUAAAAUUUUCCAUCUAAGGCAUACUCAUUUAAGAUUAUGACAGUUAAUAUUUUUGACAUAUCAUUACUUAUAGUUUUCGUUGUAAUUUUUUUCUCUGUAUGUAUCAUUACUCUAAAAU